CUAGCUGAGAUUGACGAAUCCUCUUCUUGAUACUCCAAAGGACCUAUCAAACUCCCUCGCUAAGAGCACAGGCAUUAGCACGACUUCGAAUCUAAUACCGGCAAAAUGCUAACCCAACUUCUCCCCCUCGCCGCCUUCGCCGCCACGGUCUCGGGCCACGGCCUCAUCACGAAGCCCACCCCCCGCGGGCCCGGCGAUGCGUCAAUCGCCGCGUGUGGAAGCUCCGUCGUGAACAAUAUCAAGGGCGACUUGACAUCCCACGUUGAAGGACUGCCUGAGCUCGCGGCCCAGGACGCGGCAUACAACGCUGAUCUGUGCAAGUUAUGGCUGUGCCGCGGUCUACAGUUCGCCGACAACGUGGCCAACGUGCAGCAGUACACGCCAGGCCAGAGCGUCAACAUUCAAGUCCAGCUCUCGAUCCCCCACGCCGGCUCCGCCAACGUCUCCAUCGUCGACACCAAGACCGACACCAUCAUCGGUGAGCCCCUGCUCUCCUGGCCCUCCGGCUACGCCGACGAGCGCCAGUUCUACGCCCAUCAGACUCCCGCCGAGCAAACCAACUUCAACGUUACUAUCCCCGAUAACCUCGGCUCGCAGUGCUCCGAAGCUGGUGCUUGUGUUCUCCAAUGGUGGUGGUUCGGCAACGGCGCCAAACAGACGUACGAGUCGUGUAUCGAUUUCACCGUUUCGUAAGGGAGUACGGGUCGAUUUCUUGUUGCCUUGGAAUCUUGCCUGUCUAGAUACAUACCUAAGGUAUCUGGCCAAACCAUCUACCGAGAUAUACAAAAUUGUACGAGACAUGUGUAGCCGAAAUCUAUGUGGAAGGGGGAUAGAGCAUGUAGGGGAUGAGGUCGAUAAGUAGAUAUAUAUACGUAUAAAUAUUUUUCGGGGAUCGUUAAGGGUUCCAAGAUUAUGUUCUGUGUCGGAUCUACCUAGGUACCUGGUAAUUCUUGAAUCUCAUAUAUCGUGUCGCAGUACCGGCUGGCAGUUCCGGUCCCGUACGCCGGCCAAGGGCAAGUUCCAAUCCAUACGUUUUAAAUCUUUAUUUUCUGUUUCUUUAUAAGC
This is a messenger RNA of Hypoxylon fragiforme, 1065 nucleotides long. RefSeq lists its product as uncharacterized. The record is from RefSeq and is a predicted model, not a curated record. Lineage: Eukaryota; Fungi; Ascomycota; Sordariomycetes; Xylariales; Hypoxylaceae. The coding region runs from base 106 to 693 and encodes 195 amino acids. The transcript has 2 exons.